CUUCAACUCCAAAAGUGAAGAUUCAAUCUCCCACUUCUUUAUUUUCCCCACAAACCUUGAUCUCUUCGAUGUUUGAAUUCAUCAAUAAUAUUGCAUACUUGAUUGCCCUUUUGAUCUAGGAAUUCCCAAAAUACAACAUCAUCAUCAUAAGGAACAACAUGAGUUUCUUAGGAGGAAUGAGAUUUAAAGAGUUGUCAACAAGCCAGAUAUUGAGUUUGAUAACAGAUAGAUUCUAUGACCAAAUUGUUGAGAGAGAUAUCAAGGACUUCCCUGGAUUCCACCUUGCAAUUCUUGAUAUCUUCCGCACUAUCAACGCAGCCUUACCCGGUAAACACUAUGAUGUUCCUUCCCAAGACCUUGUAAAGGAUUUGUUCGAGAGUUGGAAUGCAAAAGCAAAUGAAAAAGAAAGGAAGGAAGUAUUGAGUUCAUUCAUGAAAAAGAAUGUAAAGAUAAACAAAGUAGAUGAGUCAAUGAUAAUAACAGCAAUAGUAGCACCACCAGCAGCCAUGGUUGUGAAGAGAACAGGACAAACAUUGCCACAACUUAAACUCAUGAAAUCAGUGCCUGAUGUUGUUUUUGUUCCAUCAUUCACCGUUGUGGCACUCAUUGCUGUCAAGAUCGCAAGAAUGUUGUUCAUGAAAAAGACAAUACCACCACCACCACCAAAGGAAGAACAACCUCAAGAGGAACAUCAUCGUCCAUCUCCAACUAGUAGACAAGUCUCAACUCAACCAGCUGCUGAUGAUAAAUCUCAUAAUAAUAAUAAUAAUAAUAAUAAUAAUAAAAAAUGCAACUGGCUGUUAUUGUGAAGAGUGCGGAAUUGUGCAUCGCUGAGUUAUUUUAACAUUUGAAUGUGUUCUUGGUGUUAUGAUUUCAUGAUAUGAAAGGAUGAGGUAUAGUUUCGUGUGUUACAAAUGGAAGAGGGUUGUGAUUAUUUUAAUCAAGUAAAAUUAUGUUUUAUGUAAUU
Messenger RNA from Arachis stenosperma, 967 nucleotides. RefSeq lists its product as uncharacterized. The coding region runs from base 159 to 809 and encodes 216 amino acids. NCBI's taxonomy places the organism in Eukaryota, Viridiplantae, Streptophyta, Magnoliopsida, Fabales, Fabaceae. The transcript has 4 exons. The record is from RefSeq and is a predicted model, not a curated record.